AUGGCCGGGAAGGUGGCGCUGCUCCUGUGGGCCCAGACCCUCGGCUUCGCUGGCACCCAGACCACCUGGAUCAUCGUGGAGCCCCCCUGGACGCCAGCGGUGCUGUGGGACCGGGUGACACUGACCUGCCAGGGCUCGGGGACCGCCAGUGCCACCACCUGGUACAAGGAUGGGCAGCGCUGGGGGCAGCAGGGAUGUGACCGCCUCACUGUCACUGAGAAUGGCACCUACGAGUGUAACAGACCCGGCAGUGGGCUCAGCCUCCCCAUGAGAGUCUUAGAUGACUGGCUGGUGCUGCAGGUGCCAGCAAGGCCACUGCUGGAGGGGGACAGGGUGACACUGCGCUGCCGGGACCGGUGGAACAACCUGGUCACCUGGGUGUCCUUCUACCAUGAGGAGAAGCAGCUGGUGGAGCUCCGAAAUGGGACAGAGCUGACCCUGUUCCCUCUGCAGCUGCACCACAGUGGGCGCUAUCGCUGCAAGGGAUGGCUGAAAGACAGGGAGUGGGUGGUGUCUGCACCAGUGACAGUGACAGUGCAUGUGCCUGUGGCCAAUGCCACCAUCACCCCUGGUCCCCUGUCACAUGAGGUGCGCGCAGGUGACCCUGUGACCCUGCACUGCUCAGUGCAGGUGGGCUCAGCCCCUGUCACCCUCACCUGGCUGCACAAUGGGCAGGAGGUGGCCCAGGGUCCCCUCCUGGAGCUCAGGGCCAUCGCUGUGGGACAUUCGGGCACCUACCAGUGUGUGGCCACCAACCAGCUGGGACAGGAUGGACACCACGUGUUCCAGGCACUCAGCCCUGAGCUGGCACUGAUGGUGACAACAUGGGGACACAGGGACACAGCAGUGGCUGUGAAUGUCGGCAGGACCCUCCUGUUCCUGCUCCUUCUCCUGGCUGUCUUCGGGGGCUGUCACUGCUGGCACCACCAUGCUGCCAGGAAGCUCCAGGACAGGGCCCCCAUGGGUGUCCCCCAGCCCUGCCCCACCUCGGGAUCCACAAGUGACCAACGCGGAGCUGUCAGGACCCAACGAGGGACAGUGGACCCCUGUGACUACGAUGAAGUGCUGUGA
Messenger RNA from Zonotrichia leucophrys gambelii, 1071 nucleotides. Its product is annotated as Fc receptor-like protein 5. The transcript is spliced from 8 exons. Gene Ontology annotation, cellular component: plasma membrane. Gene Ontology annotation, molecular function: transmembrane signaling receptor activity. The coding region runs from base 1 to 1071 and encodes 356 amino acids. Lineage: Eukaryota; Metazoa; Chordata; Aves; Passeriformes; Passerellidae. Gene Ontology annotation, biological process: cell surface receptor signaling pathway. The record is from RefSeq and is a predicted model, not a curated record.